AUACAAUACCCAAAAUUAAUUGUGCGAUAUUAAUUUUAACAAGCAUUUAUUUCAUACCCCUUAUAAAACAUCUUUCGAGAAGUUGUCUGUCAGUAAUAACGGCAACGAUGCAAUACGCUACGCGACAUUCCUUGACGUUUCGAUCAGGGAAGUGUCAGGCCGGUCAGGCACGUCCAGCGCGGUUAGGAACUGACAAGUAGACGAACUCCGAGUGCUUUGAAAAUCCUUCGUACGUGCAGAAUCUCAUAGAUGAUCCGUGAGGCGCGACAUCAUCCCCUUCCUCGCCGCGCGAGCGAAGUUAUUCAUGAACGCUUCACGUGGAGCGAGGUUGCCCGGUCGGUCGCGGGGUAACAGAAUACGCAAGCUAUUGCUGUCGGAAUACCGUGAGUUCUCAGAGACAAUUUUAGUGGAGUCGCCGUUCGCGGAAACGACGCGGAACGGACGUGGGGUCCGUCAGGUCGCCCUGGGCCUCACGCCGACCAGGCUGAUCGUUGCCGCCGACGUCCUCCAGACAAACCCCGGUUUCCUUUGCCCGCCUGGUAUCGACGCCAGUAUCGAGAGCUUCGAACUCGUUUCCGUGUAUCCCUUAGAAUAUGUUACGCUCAGCGUGUUCCGGAGAAGACGUCGCAGGACUCUGAAGGCAAGAUUCGUUGACGGUCGAGCCAAUUAUUAUGAGCUCGGCGGUGCUCGGCGUAGAGUUUCUUGGAGAAUCUGGUGCGAGCAGGUACGAAGGUUACUGGAGUCCAAGGCGGAUGGUAGCUCGUUGUCCGAAACGACGGCGGCGAGCUCGUCGAGCAGUAGUGCCCUGUAUUUACUCUCAUCUGAAAUUGAAAUCAGAAAUAAUCGCGACGUGAAAUGCAAGAGGUCAAUUGUCAGGUCAGGUGGCGAUUGGCGUGUAUUUAAAAAAAACGAAUACAGAGUGUGGAGUCAUUAUGGAGGUGCCGGCGAUUACAUUGCUCCCUCGUGGACCGAGAAGGACUUGUAUCUCGGACCGUCUUACAACGAGUUGAUAAACGGCCAUUACACGCCGGUCCCAGUGAGAUUCGCCGGGGCCAGCCUAGAUGAUCUCAGGUAUGAACUGGGGGAUCCCACGCGUUACGUCGUCUGCGAGAAAUCCUGUCACAGUUGGCCGUGUCAGACGAGGCUCGGCGGUCCGGCGAGAUUGCAACGCGCUGGCGGGCUCUGCAACGUUCUUUUCGCAAGAAAUCGUAACGUACAUCGUGGCGAUUACGUCGCGAGUUGCAAAAGCUCACCCUGCAACGUCUGCCAACUGGAUAACAGCGUCGGCAUCAAUGUUCUCGGAGAGCACAGCCGAUGUCACGAGCGUCGGGACAUGUUCUUCGAAGACGAUUUCGUGGAGCACGUAGAAAAGAAGUACGGAAAGCGCCAGCAGGAGUACCAGAAGAAAGGGCCUUCAGGCACGAAGAUAUCGCGUUUCGGUUUCGGAGUGCCGGAGAAAUGCCAUUCGGAAUUGAUCCUGGGUCCCUAUCGCGGUGACUCGAACUACGUCGACGUCCUCGAUCCUCACGAGCUACUGGAGAACGGCGUGGCGGUCUGGGAGGACAAUUGCCGGUCCGUGAGGAGCCAGAGGCAUCCGCGGAGAUACGGCUUCUCCUCGGCGGCGCACUUCUUCCACGCGCUCGGCCCGUGGUCGGUACAACCUGGUGAACGGGAAUCCGUGCAGACUCACCGAUCGCCGAGUGCAGUCAACAUUCGCAAGCAGCCGUCGGACCCGGAGCUGAGGCUUCCGGUCUCGCGCCGUCAGUUAACCACCAGUAUCUCCUGCGCCGCCCUGACACCCGGCGGAUCCAGUAUCAUCGGCGCCGUCACCAGAAGACGAGUGAUACUCUUCUGGACGCCGGAAUAUUGGUACAGGCCUCAGGCAGCGGCGGCUGCCUACAGGGAGCUGAGGCAUCACUUGGCGUCUCUCCGGAACUUUCGGCACGAGAAGGAGAAGCAGGUGAGAAGAAGGUUUUUCUGCCGACGAAGGAGUCGGAUCUCAGGCGAAACCGAAAACAAUAAUUCCGAGACAGUGGGAAAAUCCAGCAAUCUCUUGAACCGCGUGCUCUCCAUUAACGGCGCGUGCAAGCGCGACGAGAGGACGAGAGAGAACGCCGAUGACGAUGACGAUCGCGGAGGCACGGCGCAACUGCGGAGAUUGUUAAGGAUGAACUAUCGCAUCACCAUUUGGGACGUGGACAGCACCACCCUCGCCAUGCAACUCACGUCGAUCGAUCGCGAUCUCUUCGUUCGCAUCCCCGCGACCGAGAUCGAGACGCUGGUCCACCAAAGAUCGUCGCGCAACGCGCCGAACCUGGGCGCGUGGAUCGCCUUCAGCCAUCGCAUCGCCUGCCUGACCGUCAGCGAGAUCCUCGCGAUCAAGCAGCUCGGCAUGAGGGCCAGGAUCAUGGCGCGAUUCAUCAACGCCGCCGACAAGUGUCACGCGCUCGGCAAUCUUCAGUCUUGCAGGUCCAUCCUGGCUGGUCUGCAGGCACCGCCGAUUUACAGGCUCCGGAGAAGCUGGUCCUACCUGAGGAUUCAUCACGCCAGCAGGUACGCGGCGAUGGAGAGGCUGUCCAAGAUUUACAAAAGCCCGCGCUGUUCGAAGUACCGGAAAGCUUGGGUCGCAGCGAAACGCAACCCACCUUGCAUGCCGUACGUCGGUCAUUUUCUGGUCAAAGUUCUGGGAUUAAACGGCCCGAGAAAAAUUCAAGCGAACUACGCGCCGUUCUCCACGAGGAGACAGUUAACCGCGCGACUCGGCGGGCCUUCAGAAUCCUUAUCUGUUAACAAUAACUUGAACGAUCUUCACUCAGGAACCGACAAGGACCUAAUGGAACCCAAACGAUCUCUGGCAAGGCGUAUUUUUGCGGCGACGCUGGCCAGAAUAAAGUUCACGACGCGUCAGAACGUCGCGAAAGAGAUAAAAAACGACGACGCUUCGGCGUGCAGACGGCGAUAUCUCGCGCGUCGGUUUUUCCAUCGCUGGCGCGUAAUCGCGUUGGAGGCGAGAAUACGUUCGGAGAACGAGAGAAAAUUGAAGAAAGUGGACUCAAAAAGAAGACGCGUCCUCAAUAUCGCGGCCUGGCUGACGGACUGCCAGAGAUUCGCGUUGGGCUACAGUUUCCCGUUAAACUCGUUCGCGUGCGAGUAUCUCUUGAAGGCGCGUUACAGGGAGGACCGCGAGAACUUCUUCAUCAGCAUCAAACUGGAGCCACCGAGGACAACUUGAAACGCAUCGGCAGAUCUGAUUGAGAUUACACCGUUGGCGACCAAUGUGAGAGAUCGCUAAUUCUAAUCAUCGCCGCGCGUCAAGGCGGAUAUCGACAUAUUGGCAAAUAUGCGCCAAUUAUUCAUCCAUAAUCGUAAACAUUCUCUUUAGGAAUACUGGAUCAUUCAGUAUUAUUUGCAUACGAUUUAUUCAGAAAUAAUUUUACUCGACAGGUAUCUACCGUAUCUACACGCGCUUUGUAAGAUUAUUAUUGCUAUAACACUUUAAUAAAUAUAAGUCUUCGGAUGCUGUCUGAUAUUAAGCACUAAUUGAUAUUCUAUACGCUUGUGUGUAAUUUGUUAUAAUUUUUUUGUCCGGGAAAGAGAAAGGAUUAAAACGAUUUCUUUAUCACUGUUUUAUUCCGAACAUAAUGUAUACAAUUGUUAUUUUUUACACGUAUUAUGCAUAUAAUACGUGUAUACAUAUAUAUAUACAUGAAUAUAUUGCAUAUGUAUAUAUAUGUAUAUACAUAUAUAUAAACAUAUAUACAUUUCUCUAUUAAAUUUCUUAGUCAUAAACUUAAAAAAAGUGAAUUGUAACGAUUAGAAAAGUGAAUCUCUGAACUGAUAGGUACCAGAAUCUGACUAGAUAACACAGUUUUGUGUAUGUACAAUGAAAUAUCUACGUUCUUGAUUUAAAAGAAAAGAUAAAAAACAUAAUAUACACAUAUAUCGGACAAGGGAAA
Molecule: messenger RNA, 3956 nt
Organism: Monomorium pharaonis (pharaoh ant)
Lineage: Eukaryota; Metazoa; Arthropoda; Insecta; Hymenoptera; Formicidae
Exons: 6
Coding region: 305-3232 (975 amino acids)
Biological process (GO): Ras protein signal transduction; positive regulation of GTPase activity
Cellular component (GO): plasma membrane
Molecular function (GO): guanyl-nucleotide exchange factor activity
Source: RefSeq, a predicted model, not a curated record